This is a messenger RNA of Rotaria sp. Silwood1, 936 nucleotides long. NCBI's taxonomy places the organism in Eukaryota, Metazoa, Rotifera, Eurotatoria, Philodinida, Philodinidae. The record is from the annotation of a GenBank genome assembly.
AUGUAUCGACUUGAAUAUCCGAUUAAUGUGCAACGAUUAUGGUCUAAAGAAAUCAAUAAUAAUCCUCCAGAUCGAAAGACUAUAACAUCACUUAUGCACAAAUUUGAACAGACUGGUUCGGUACUUAAUAUUGAUGCACCUGGUAGACUAGUAUCAGUUACUGACCAAGCAACAAAAGAUGAAGUUUCGUCGAUCUUAAAAAAAGAACCGCAAACGUCAAUUCGUCGAAUGAGCACAGACUUGAAUAUUUCAAUGGCUUCAGUUCGACGUAUGUACAAGUCCAUGGGAUUUAAACCAUAUGUUCCUAGACUAAUUCAUGAACUGAAUGAAGAUGAUUUUGAUCGACGACUUGAAUAUUGCGACACAUUUUUAUCGCUUCUGGAAGACGAUUCUGAUCUUAUCUAUCGUGUCAUCUGGUCGGAUGAGACUGUAUUUAAAUUAAAUGGACAUAUUAAUCGACACAAUUCUGUCUAUUGGGCAACUCAAAAUCCAAAUGUUACGAUUGACCAAACAAUGCAAGCAGAAGGACUUAUCGUAUGGGCUGGAAUUUGGUCUCAAGCUGUGAUAGGACCGUACUUCUUCGAAGACACGGUUACGAAUCAAAGUUAUAUCAAAAUGUUGAAUGAUCACUUCUAUCCAUUAUUUUAUGAUCUACCAGACGAAAACUUUCCAGGAAGGUGGAUUGGUCGUCGUGGUGCACUUGAUUGGCCUGCUAGAUCGCCUGAUCUCACUCCUGCUGAUUAUUUUUUGUGGGGUUAUUUGAAAGAUAUUGUUUAUCAAAAGAAGUAUCGAAGCUUAUCCAGUCUCAAACAAUCAAUUAUCUCAGCUUUUUCCACAAUAGAUUCUGAGCUGUGCAAGAAAGUUUGUGAAUCAGUACCAGAAAGACUUCAAAAGUGCAUUGAUGCUAAUGGACGUCAAUUCGAACAUUUGAAUUAG